UUGAAAAGUAUGGCAUGUUAGUUGGAGGGGUAGACACCCAUCGUAUGGACUUGUCAUCAAUGAUUAUGUUAAAAGACAAUCACAUAUGGAGUCAAGGCUCGAUAACAAGAGCAGUCCAACGAGCACGCGCUGUUGGUGGCUUUUCAUUAAAAGUAGAAGUAGAAUGUCAGUCAGAACUCGAUGCCACCGAAGCAAUUGAGGCAGGAGCUGAUAUAGUAAUGUUGGACAAUAUGAAAGGAAACGUGUUAUCAGAGGCUGCAGCAAAUUUGAAAAAGAAAUGGAGUGGCACAAGAAAGUUUCUAGUCGAGGCCAGUGGGGGAAUCACUGAAGACAAUAUCACAGAAUAUUUUCAUCCGGACGUUGACAUUUUGAGCAUGGGAAGUCUAUCCCAAGGCGUGCCUCAUGUUGAUUUUUCGCUAAAGAUAAAGAAGGCACUAUAA
Paraglomus occultum is the source of this 440-nucleotide messenger RNA. The record is from the annotation of a GenBank genome assembly. NCBI's taxonomy places the organism in Eukaryota, Fungi, Glomeromycota, Glomeromycetes, Paraglomerales, Paraglomeraceae.